AUGACAACAGAAGCGGUAUAUAAAUUUUUACAAGCACGUAUUCGACCGUACAACGUCAAUGACAUUGCGUCGAAUCUUUCUGCAGAGACCAAGAAGUCAUCGAUUCAGCAGUCACUGGAUAAAUUGGUAAAAGCGGGAAAAGUCUUUGAUAAAACGUAUGGAAAAAUAAAAAUUUACUGUAUUGUUCCGGAUUCAACAAAAGAACCUCAUGAACUGAUCCGAGUAGAUCGCGAGCUUAAAGCACAUGCAAAUGAGCUUGAAACAAAGUUCCAGAGUCUUGACAAAGAAAUAAAAGCCCGAGAAGCUACUUUGGCGGCUUUGAAGGCCACUCCGAGCCUAGAAGAGGCUCAGCGACAGUAUGAAGAAGUCAAGGCGAGGGUUGAACAGCUUGAGAGUAAAUUAAAAGACCUUAAAGCUGCUAAUAAUUCCGAAGAUUUGGGUGAAAAAAAGAAGAAUGUUCAAAAAAGUUAUGAUUUGUACUCUCGAGCGUACUCCAAGCGCAAGCGGCUCUGUACGGAUGUUAUUGAAUCUAUCUUAGAAGGGUUUCCGGGUACUAAAAAGGCGCUCUACGAUGACAUUGGCAUCGAUGUUAAAGUAGUCGAGUGA
Molecule: messenger RNA, 606 nt
Organism: Cotesia congregata
Lineage: Eukaryota; Metazoa; Arthropoda; Insecta; Hymenoptera; Braconidae
Source: the annotation of a GenBank genome assembly